UUCUCUUCAGCCCAGAGGUUUUGUAUCCAAUGAUUUAAUGGCAGUUUUUGUGCAAUACUUCAAUGAUGAUCACAAGCUUAAUACUGAAAACAUUUAUGAUCGUAACAAAGUUGCUUUCACACCUUUUUUAGUGGAAAAACUCAUGCUUGAUGCUAAGACAUAUAUUCCAGAGUCCAAUGAGCCAGAACUGACAAGGAUCAAUGAACAAAUGGACAUCGCAAAUGCUGAUCUGUUAUUGUUCCCCUUGAUACUCAAUGAACAUUGGAUCCUCAUAUGCAUCAACUACCUUGUCAAGAAAGUCCACUUUUUUGAUCCAGCAAUUCGAGCUUCAAACUCUGAAUCCGUAUUGCCUGCAAAUUCAAUAAAAUUUGCUACAAACAAUGUGGUUAUCAAUUUCCAAAGAACUUGCAAAGUUGCUGAAAUUUUUGACAGAGACUUGCAGAAUUAUGAAUUACAAGUUCCAAGAUGUCCAAAGCACUCCAACUCACCAUUUCAAAAGUUUGAUUCAGGCAUCUUUGCUAUGCUGCUUAUGUACAACUGGAAUGGUUCGGUGAUUAAGAUAUUUGACCACACUGAAGCAACUAAAUUCAGGAAGCUCAUCGCUUACAAGUUGAUGAAUUCAGAUCUUAAUGAAGCUGCAAUAAAGAACAACCAAACCGAAGAUCAGCCUUUAUAUCUUCUAUUCCAUCCCCCUACAGAAAUUUUGCUUUUUGGGAUAGCUGUAGCAAUCAAAAUAUGUGUCAAAACUAAUGUAAUCUGUACCCAAGUUAAACUUGGAUUUUUUUUGAGGGUGGUAUAACAUGGAAAUCAGAGCUCAAGUACAUUGCUACCCCUGCACCCUCUAUGCUGGGCAGUGCUUGGAUGUUCUAGUUUUCGGAAGUUGCUUGUUCAAUGCUAUUUUUUAAAGUUUCUGUUUCUGGAAACUAAACAUUCCGUAUGUAAUCAGUUACUAAUCUAAUUUCUGUUUGUAAUAAUCAUCCGACUUUGGUUGACAAA
Messenger RNA from Panicum virgatum (switchgrass), 996 nucleotides. RefSeq lists its product as uncharacterized. The record is from RefSeq and is a predicted model, not a curated record. Lineage: Eukaryota; Viridiplantae; Streptophyta; Magnoliopsida; Poales; Poaceae. Gene Ontology annotation, molecular function: cysteine-type peptidase activity. The transcript has 6 exons. Gene Ontology annotation, biological process: proteolysis. Bases 38 to 799 code for a protein of 253 amino acids.